UAUUUGUGCUUCAUUUUUUCCUAACUUUUUGCUUCAAAGUUGUACCAAAACCAAACUGUGAUUCCUAAUGGACUUAGAGAUGAGUACGGAAAGAGAUGGGAAUGUUCUCUACCAGCAGAAAGAAAGUGAUGAUCAGUUUGUUGACUGGAGAGGAAGGGAGGCAAAUCCCAAAAAGCAUGGAGGAAUUAGAGCUGCUGCCCUUACAUGUGUUGUUGGGGUGCUGAUCAACAUGGUUUUCUUAUCCAAUGCCAUCAACUUCGUUUCAUACUUCCGGUUGUCAAUGCAUUACUCGCCUGCUACAUCAGCAAACAUGGUGACCAAUUUCAUGGGAACCUCUUUUUUGCUCUCCAUCGUGGGAGGCUUUAUUUGUGAUUCGCUCUUCACAAGCUUCACAACCUUCAUCAUAUUCUGUGCAAUAAACUUAGUGGGAGUAAUCUUGCUGGCUAUCCAAGCUCAAUUCACACAUUUACGACCGGCUGUGGAUGUGAAGCCUUCUCUGUUUCAAGCAACCAUUCUAUACAUUGGCCUCUACGCAUUUGCAGCUGGUAUAGCUGGACUCAAUGUCGCCUUACCUGCACAUGGUGCUGAGCAGUUUGAUCACAACGAUGCCAGGCUCAUCUCUGCCUUCUUCAAUUGGUUUAACUUUGCCAUAUGCCUAGGGGGCCUAAUAAGCUCAACUGUUAUGGUUUGGGUGGAAGAUCAUAUUGGCUGGAAUUGGAGCUUUCUGAUAACAGUUACGGCCUUGAGUUUUUCGCUUGUCAUUUUCGUCACUGGGACUCCGUUUUAUAGGCACAAACGUCCCACUGCAGGGAACUCGUUAACACGAAUCAUCACGGUACUUGCUUGUGCAGCUCGAAACUGGAAAGCCUCAUCGAACGAAAGAAUGGGGAACCAGUAUGCAGUAUCCCCAAUCAAUCGGAACAGAGCGGAUGGACAAUCCUAUGACAAGCUUAAGUUUCUAGACAAAGCAUUAAUUGGUAACACAAUUAGUGUAGCACAUGUUGAGGAAACCAGAACUUUUCUUGGCCUUCUUCCCAUCUUUGCAAGCACAAUCAUGAUGAAUUGCUGCCUAGCCCAAGUUGAGACAUUCUCAGUGGUACAAGGGAGCAAAAUGAACAGAAAACUGCACAACUUCGAAAUCCCCACUCAGUCCUUAAACGUACCCCCUCUCUCCAUCAUGCUUGCUUCGAUUCCCUUAUGCGACGGUUCCAACACAAAAGUCACAUGCUCCACCCUUUGGAGGAUCGGACUGGGGAUAGCACUGGCGUCGGGGUCAAUGGCUGUAGCUGCCCUAGUCGAAGCUAAGAGGCGCGAGGCGGCUCACAAUGAUGUCACAUUGUCGGUGUUUUGGCUAGGGUGGCAAUUCUUAUUGUUAGGAGUUUGCGACGUGCUUACGCUUGGAGGAAUGCUCGAGUUCUUUUACUCAGAGGCGCCAAGUACCAUGAGGAGCAUGUGCGCUGCAUUGUCAUGGUGCUCAAUAUCUCUUGGGUACUUUUUAAGCUCAGUUCUUGUGUCCAUUGCAAAUUCAGUGAGUGGAAAAUUUGGUACACAGUGGCUUGGAGGAGACGAUUUGAAUCAUAUGCGUUUGGAUUUGUUUUACACACUUCUUGGCAUUCUUAAUACCGGCAACUUUCUUAAUUACAUGUAUUGGGCUAAGAGGUAUUGACUUGAGGGAUUGGAGAGUUUGUAGGUUGGUACUGUCUAAAAAAUAAGAAUGUCUGGAGUUCUAGACGUUGCCACUUUAUAAGGAAUUGGAGAAACUCUUUAUCUUGUCAUAUAAGACAUUAAGACUUUGUUUGAAUCCAAAAGGUUCAUUGUUUAUAAACAAGGGAGAAACUCAUAUGCUCUCAA
Messenger RNA from Malus domestica (apple), 1851 nucleotides. Its product is annotated as protein NRT1/ PTR FAMILY 4.2-like. Gene Ontology annotation, molecular function: transmembrane transporter activity. Gene Ontology annotation, cellular component: membrane. Lineage: Eukaryota; Viridiplantae; Streptophyta; Magnoliopsida; Rosales; Rosaceae. Gene Ontology annotation, biological process: transmembrane transport. The record is from RefSeq and is a predicted model, not a curated record.